Messenger RNA from Gymnogyps californianus (California condor), 2544 nucleotides. It is a transcript of the gene PDHB, whose product is annotated as pyruvate dehydrogenase E1 subunit beta. Bases 1 to 1116 code for a protein of 371 amino acids. The transcript has 9 exons. NCBI's taxonomy places the organism in Eukaryota, Metazoa, Chordata, Aves, Accipitriformes, Cathartidae. The record is from RefSeq and is a predicted model, not a curated record. Gene Ontology annotation, biological process: pyruvate decarboxylation to acetyl-CoA. Gene Ontology annotation, molecular function: pyruvate dehydrogenase (acetyl-transferring) activity.
AUGGCGGCGUCUGCGGCGGCACUGCGGCACCUGGCGCCGCUGGGCGCCCGCCUCGCCCCGCAAGGCCGCGCCGCCGGGAGGCUGCUCCAGCAGCGCAGGGGGAUCCGCCUCUCCGCGCCCGCCGCCAUACAGGUGACGGUGCGGGACGCGCUGAACCAGGCGCUGGAUGAGGAGCUGGAGCGGGACGAGCGCGUCUUUCUGCUGGGCGAGGAGGUGGCCCAGUACGAUGGCGCCUACAAGAUCUCCAGGGGUCUCUGGAAGAAGUACGGGGACAAGAGGGUGAUCGACACCCCGAUAUCAGAGAUGGGUUUCACAGGAAUCGCUGUUGGUGCUGCUAUGGCAGGGUUGAGACCAGUGUGUGAAUUCAUGACAUUCAACUUUUCCAUGCAAGCAAUUGAUCAGGUUAUAAACUCCGCUGCCAAGACCUGUUACAUGUCUGCAGGAUCAAUCGCUGUUCCCAUUGUCUUCCGGGGCCCCAACGGGGCAUCAGCUGGAGUCGCCGCUCAGCACUCACAGUGCUUUGCUGCUUGGUACGGGCACUGCCCGGGACUGAAAGUUGUUAGUCCUUGGAGCUCAGAAGAUGCCAAAGGUCUGCUGAAAGCAUCGAUCCGGGAUGAUAAUCCAGUUGUGAUGCUGGAAAAUGAAUUACUGUAUGGUGUUCCCUUCGAAAUGUCUGAACAGGCACAGUCAAAGGAUUUUCUUGUUCCAAUUGGAAAAGCUAAAAUAGAAAGGCAAGGAACUCAUGUUACAUUAGUGUCACACUCAAGACCUGUUGGACACUGUUUGGAAGCAGCUGCUGUACUUGCCAAGGAAGGUGUAGAGUGUGAGGUUAUAAAUCUGCGUACCAUUCGACCAAUGGAUAUUGAAACAGUGGAAGCCAGCGUUGUAAAGACAAACCAUCUUGUAACUGUAGAAGGAGGCUGGCCGCAAUUUGGAGUAGGAGCUGAAAUCUGUGCCAGGAUCAUGGAAGGAUCUGCCUUUAACUACUUGGAUGCUCCAGCUGUGCGUGUUACCGGUGCAGAUGUUCCUAUGCCUUACGCAAAAAUUCUAGAAGAUAACUGCAUACCUCAAGUGAAGGAUAUAAUAUUUGCAGUGAAGAAAACUUUGAAUAUCUAAGUUGUAAAUACAUGUUUUAAAGUCCUCCUUUACAAAGUAUUAAUGGUAUAGGGCAAGUUGUAUGCAUAACUUUUGUUGUAUAGCUACAUGAACUUUUGUACAGUGGGGAAAGUACAGUGACCUCCCAGAAUAUUUAUAUGGGGUUACCUUCUAAGCCACACUUCAUAUAAGCAACAAUGUGUUAAUGUUUGUUUGUUCAACAGUACAGGUGGGUUAGUGCUACUAUAGGUAGAGAAAUCCUAUUCUAAAUUCAGAGUGAGGAAAGAGUCCUCCAUUUCUGCUUGGCUUGUAAUUACCAGACUAGCUGCGUUAAACGGGCUGUAGUGGAGGUUGAGUGAAGAACUGCAGUGAGCAAAAGCGGGCCCUGACUCCAGCCCUGGAAUGCUGUACAGCUCUCUAGGAGCCGAUGGUCGCAAGGCUUAUUAAAGGUGAACGAUCAAACUGGAGUGAGUGAAGCCUUGCUUUUCAGUUCAACAGUUAAGUGCAACUAUCUGCACAAAGUGGCUUUGGAAGCCUGCAGUACGGGUUAAGAGAUGGCUAACAUAUUUAGUUGACGAGCACUCCGCUCAUGCAGGAAAGCUUCUGCACAAGAGCUUAAAUAAAGAUCCUGAUCCUCUUCAGUAUGUGAUGGAAAACACUACCUAAUUUUUCUUCACUACACUUUUCUAUCACAUACAGUGAUAAAAUACUUGCUCAGAUGCUUUGCUUUAUGUAUUAUUUUUUUAAACUCAUCACAUGGGCUAACAACAGCAUGCUCAAACUACAGUUCUUACCAUGCAAAAUAAAUUAAUUAUUUUAUUCAGACGCACUGAGCCUGGGUCUGAAGCAGCAGUUGCGUAGAUUGUGGUUGAAGAGCUGGGCAACAGUCGCAGCAGCCUUUCGGCAGAUCACCACAUACAGAGGUUUAGCUAAGGGGCUCUUCCUGGCAGGCAGGGAGAGCUCUGCUAGGCUUUGUUCAGCAGCUUCUGGUACAGAGUGAAAGCUGCCUAUAGGAGUCUGUGCAGUGUGGCUUGCUCUAUUCCCUGGGUCAGCUGCCUUUACACUGAACUGUUGGAGAGGAGAUAACUUACCUCUGUAAGCAGACAGAAGAGCUCGGGUCCUAUUUCAGUUCAGGGCCAGGAAUACUUUCAGGGUAUCUAUCUCCUUUAGCAGAAGUGCUAUUAGGCUUUUAGGAAGUCUGGCUUGCAGGUGCAAUCCUAGCUGAAUAUACCCACCACCACGCUGCUGAAGGAAUUCCAUUAACAUUUUAAUAAAAAUGACUGAAUAUCACAGGUUACAUGAAACUUUGUACAGACAUUCUCUGCAUAGUAACACACACUGAUGUACUUGAAUUUAAAAAAUGGAUUAUCUAUAAUCCUUUAAAGUGCAAUUUGUUUAAGGUUUUAAAUCAAAAAGGAUCUUUCAAUAAAGUUUAAGCUGUAGAAUUAA